AUGCCCUAUCGUUUAGACACUCACGUCUUGACAGUGGAUGCAAACGUCAUCCACAAGGUCGAUACUGGCAAUCCCGCUAAUUUGUAUAGCAUGUGGACUGUCUUUUCUCGCUGCGCAGACUCUGUUGAACAAGGCCGAAGACUAGAGAACCUCAGCUGGCGACUCUGGCAAAGAGAAACCUUUGUUGUCGAUAACGAGGAGAAGAUCUCUCCUGCCACUGAGACCCUCCCCCAGAACAUCCCCUCCGAGUCAAGGAUAUCUGAUCUACCUCAGCUAUCUGGUAGCGUCGACUCCCUCGUAGACGAGGAAGCUGUCGACUUUGCCCCAGUAUCAGCGCCACUUGAGAUUGCCCGCCCCCGUGUACGACGACAAGACUCUUGCGCCAGCACCCGAAGCAAACGCGAACGCCACAUCAGUUCGGACGACUUCGAGAAGAUGAUUGUCUCUAUUGUCAAGGACAAGGGUCCUCUCUCCGCCCCUCCCCACGUUGCGCCAGUGGCCAAGCAGUCCCUGCCUGUGCCUUCUGCAUUCGAGCGAUCUGGUUCUACCACUACCGAGUCGCAAUCACCUGCCAAAUCAACAGCCUCUGAGGGUUCGCCACAGCCUUCGCCCCAGAGCCUCUCUCGCACCACUGUCGUGCGUGGCUUCUCACCUUCCCAGAUUCCCACUCCCCGAACCAUCUCUGGUGCUCAAUUGUCGCAUGCGAUCCCCGAACCCAAGUCUUCACCUGCCGCAAAGGUUGUUCAGUCUAAGAAGCCUGCUCGCUUUGCGCUUGGUGGCUCUUGUUCGUCUAGUGAACAGGACCAGAGCCUAAGCACCAGCAAGCCUAUCAUCCCCAUCAUCAAGAAGCCCGUGUUCCAAAUUGGUGGUUCAUCUGAAGAGGAUGGAUCCCUCAGGAGUGCCAUGGCUUCGUCUCGACCUAGUUCGCUCCUGUCUGCUCGCAAGAAGCAAGCUUCUUUCAGUAACAAUGUCAUGACCCGAACUAUCGAUGAUGAUGAUGAGGCUGCUGUGGACUCUGACAGCGACGACUACAUCGACGAGAGCGCCAUCGAUGAUGAUGACGACUCAUCCGACUGGGAGGACUCUAUGGAGGAGAGUGGCAAGUCUAGCAUGGACGACAGAUUCUUCCAGCGAGUUGACUCCAAGCCCAACCUGACUUCGCGACGAUCUCUCAUCACUCUCAUGCUUGCUCAGAAUGAUCGCUCACGCAACCUUGGUGGCCACGCUUCCCAAUCGACAUCAGCUAUUCCCCGAUCUCGAUUGGUCAACGGCCCUUCACUGGCUGCCUCGCCUAAUGAUUCCGACGAGGCCCCAUUGAUGAUGAAGGGUAUGCGCGGCCCUGGCCUCAAGCCUAUCCAUGAGGUUCCCAGGUCUACCGCCCAGCCCAUCAUGACUGGCCCUAACCACCUUCAGCCUCAGGCUGCGUUGUCACCUCGCACAACUCGCCGCAACAUGUUGGCGACUGAGUUGACCGAGUCUCUUCGACGUCACCUCCUCUGGGAGCGACAGCAAAAGUCAUCAACAGCCAAUGCUGUCCUUAAGCGACGACACACAUCACACGAUGUUGCCAACUUGAAGCAAUUCCCCGAGAAGCCUUGCAUGAAGCAGAGCGAGGAUGUGAACGCGAGCAGCUGGAACCAAUACUUUUCCAAGGAGGCCAGCGACGGAUACCACUCCAAGGGAUGGUAA
This is a messenger RNA of Fusarium pseudograminearum CS3096, 1689 nucleotides long. RefSeq lists its product as uncharacterized. The transcript has 2 exons. Gene Ontology annotation, cellular component: cytoplasm. Gene Ontology annotation, biological process: mitochondria-nucleus signaling pathway; regulation of nitrogen utilization; negative regulation of transcription by RNA polymerase II. Lineage: Eukaryota; Fungi; Ascomycota; Sordariomycetes; Hypocreales; Nectriaceae. The record is from RefSeq and is a predicted model, not a curated record. The coding region runs from base 1 to 1689 and encodes 562 amino acids.